This is a messenger RNA of Nannospalax galili (Upper Galilee mountains blind mole rat), 2954 nucleotides long. It is a transcript of the gene Ndufs1, whose product is annotated as NADH:ubiquinone oxidoreductase core subunit S1. Gene Ontology annotation, biological process: ATP synthesis coupled electron transport. The transcript has 18 exons. Lineage: Eukaryota; Metazoa; Chordata; Mammalia; Rodentia; Spalacidae. The record is from RefSeq and is a predicted model, not a curated record. The coding region runs from base 4 to 2187 and encodes 727 amino acids. Gene Ontology annotation, cellular component: membrane. Gene Ontology annotation, molecular function: NADH dehydrogenase (ubiquinone) activity; iron-sulfur cluster binding.
AACAUGUUAAGGAUACCUGUUAAAAGGGCCUUAAUAGGCAUUUCUAAGUCUCCUAAAGGAUAUGUCCGAACAACUGGCACAGCAGCAAGCAACUUGAUUGAAGUAUUUGUUGAUGGUCAGUCUGUCAUGGUGGAACCAGGAACUACUGUCCUACAAGCUUGUGAGAAAGUUGGCAUGCAGAUCCCUCGAUUCUGUUAUCAUGAAAGGUUGUCUGUUGCUGGAAAUUGCAGAAUGUGCCUGGUUGAAAUUGAGAAAGCUCCUAAGGUUGUAGCUGCUUGUGCUAUGCCAGUAAUGAAGGGCUGGAAUAUUCUGACAAACUCGGAAAAAACUAAGAAAGCCAGAGAAGGUGUGAUGGAAUUCUUAUUAGCAAAUCACCCUUUGGACUGUCCUAUUUGUGACCAGGGAGGUGAAUGUGAUCUUCAGGACCAGUCCAUGAUGUUUGGAAGUGACAGGAGCCGAUUUCUAGAGGGGAAACGUGCUGUAGAAGACAAGAACAUUGGGCCAUUGGUAAAGACCAUCAUGACUAGAUGCAUACAGUGUACCCGGUGCAUCAGGUUUGCAAGUGAGAUUGCUGGAGUAGAUGAUUUGGGAACAACAGGCAGAGGGAAUGAGAUGCAAGUUGGCACAUACAUUGAAAAAAUGUUCAUGUCUGAAUUGUCUGGGAACAUCAUUGACAUCUGCCCUGUAGGUGCCCUAACCUCUAAGCCUUAUGCCUUUACUGCCCGACCCUGGGAAACCAGAAAGACAGAAUCCAUUGAUGUAAUGGAUGCAGUUGGAAGUAACAUUGUGGUUAGCACAAGAACUGGAGAGGUGAUGAGGAUUUUGCCACGAAUGCAUGAAGAUAUUAACGAAGAAUGGAUCUCUGACAAAACCAGAUUUGCUUAUGAUGGAUUAAAACGUCAGAGACUUACUGAGCCAAUGGUCAGAAAUGAAAAAGGGCUUUUAAUAUAUACCUCCUGGGAAGAUGCACUCUCUCAAGUUGCUGGAAUGUUGCAGAGUUUUCAAGGCAAGGAUGUAGCAGCCAUUGCAGGUGGCUUAGUGGAUGCUGAAGCCCUAGUGUCUCUGAAAGAUUUGCUUAAUAAAGUGGACUCUGACACUUUGUGCACUGAAGAGAUCUUCCCCACCGAAGGAGCAGGCACAGAUUUACGUUCCAAUUACCUUCUCAAUACAACAAUUGCUGGCGUGGAAGAGGCAGAUAUUGUCCUUCUGAUUGGUACAAAUCCACGUUUUGAGGCACCACUGUUUAAUGCUAGAAUUCGAAAGAGCUGGCUUCAUAAUGACUUAAAAGUGGCUCUCAUAGGUAGUCCAGUGGACCUUACUUACAGAUACGACCAUCUUGGAGACUCUCCUAAAAUUCUGCAGGACAUUGCUUCGGGAAACCACCCAUUCAGCCAGGUCUUAAAGGAAGCUAAAAAACCAAUGGUGGUUUUAGGCAGUUCGGCACUCCAGAGAAAUGAUGGGGCAGCAAUUCUUGCAGCUGUGUCUAGCAUUGCACAAAAGAUUCGAGUAACAAGUGGUGUUGCUGGAGAUUGGAAAGUUAUGAAUAUCCUUCAUAGGAUUGCAAGCCAGGUAGCUGCUUUGGACCUUGGCUAUAAACCUGGGGUAGACGCAAUUAGGAAGAACCCUCCCAAAGUGCUGUUUCUCCUGGGAGCAGAUGGAGGUUGUAUCACACGGCAGGAUUUGCCAAAGGAUUGUUUCAUUAUUUAUCAAGGACAUCAUGGUGAUGUUGGUGCUCCCAUGGCAGAUGUUAUUCUCCCAGGGGCUGCUUACACAGAAAAAUCUGCUACUUAUGUCAAUACUGAGGGCCGAGCUCAACAGACCAAAGUAGCAGUGACACCUCCUGGCUUGGCAAGAGAAGACUGGAAAAUCAUAAGAGCGCUCUCUGAGAUAGCAGGUAUUACUCUUCCAUAUGAUACUCUGGAUCAAGUGAGGAACCGUUUGGAAGAGGUCUCCCCUAAUCUUGUUCGAUAUGAUGAUGUUGAAGGAGCUAAUUACUUUCAACAAGCAAAUGAGCUUGCCAAGCUAGUGAACCAGCAACUUCUUGCUGACCCACUUGUUCCACCUCAGCUAACUAUAAAAGACUUCUAUAUGACAGAUUCAAUUAGCAGAGCCUCACAGACAAUGGCCAAGUGUGUCAAAGCUGUCACAGAGGGUGCUCAGGCCGUAGAGGAACCAUCCAUAUGCUGAGACAUCUACUAAGGACCCAGUUUUGCUACAAAUAGUAAAUGGACGUUGGAGUAAUCGCUGACAAGUUUAUGUUUUUUUUAAAAAAGAAAAAACCGAAUGAUGUAAUAUUUAAAGUUAUACUAUGCUUAUUUGAAAAUAGUAAUGCACUUAAUCAAAAUUUUUGGCAGUUUUAAGUUUAUGUAUUGUGUGUAAACAUUAAAUAGUUUAAUAAACUGUAUACAUUUGUUCCUCAUGAUAAAAACAUUAAUAUUUGUAAUAGAUUCAAAGAAAAUCUUCAAAAUGUGAAAUUUUUUGUUUAUUUUCAUAGAUGAUUUAUGUUUGUAGAAUGGAUGAAAUGAAAAGGCCUUUCAGGGCUGGGGAUAUAGCUGGAGAAUGGUUGCCUAGCAUGUGUGAGGCCUAGAGUUGAAUCCCUGAAACUGCAGACAAAGUAAAAAAGUAAAGACCUUCUAUUAAGUCACGCGCUUUGUGCUAAAGAAAAGAACUGGAGCCAGCAAAAUGGCUCAGCGUUGCUACCUUGACUGGAAUUUGAUCCCCAGUGAGUCUACAUGGUAGAAGGAAGGAACUGACUUCUGAAACUUGUCCUCUGACCUCUACAGGCACUCCAUGGCAGUGCCCACAAACACACACACAAAAAUAAAUCUAAGAAAAAAAAUGAGAAGUGUUAAAGCUGAGUAUCACCAUGGCAGUGCAUGCGCGCGCGCGCACACACACACACACACACACACACACACACACACACACACACACAGAUCUAAGAAAAAAAAAAA